AUGUGCAUCGUUGUCCUCACCACCGCCCACCCCGAUUACGCCCUCAUCGUUGUCGACAACCGGGACGAGUUUGUCCUUCGUCCAACUUCCCGCCCUCACUGGUGGACUCACCCUUCUGGCGCUACUGUCCUCUCUGCCCGCGACCUUCAAAGAGCGGAGAAGGGCACCUGGCUGGGCAUUACCAAGACUGGCCAGCUCGCAGUCCUCACCAACUACCGCGAGACCGACCAACAGGAUGCCAAACACCCCAUCCACGCUGCCCGCAGCCGUGGCGGCAUGGUCACUGCCUGGUUGGGUUCCGACCCCGCAGAGCCCGCUUCAGUAUCGGUGAAUCACCUCGUCAAGAAUGGUGGUGUCAAGGGCGUCGGCGGCUUCUCCAUGGUGGCUGGAAAAUUGAAGCGAAAGCGCGGCAACGACGAAAAGCCUGAACGUGCGCUCGAAGGUAUUGCCAUCAUCUCCAACCGGUGCGACGAACUGCAGGAUGUACCGUGGAUCGGAGAGCAGCGAGGCGAGGUUUAUGGUCUCAGUAACACCGUUUACGAUGAUCCCAAGCCGUGGCCCAAGGUCGAGAACGGAAAGCGUCUAGUCACGGAGGCUAUUCAGGAAGCUGUCUCCAACAACCUGGACGAAGAUGCCCUGGCCGAGCGUCUGUUCAAAGUCCUGGACACCGAUACACUUCCCAAGCACCCCGAUAUGAGCCUGGCGGACUACAUCAAGGAGUUGAAGAAGUCCAUUUUCGUGCCCGCCCUUGGUGACGAGAGCCACCGGAAAGCCAUGGAGGAGGCAGUCUCCAGGGGACCGGGUCAAUGGGCUACGGACGACCAAAAGGCAGCUGAGGACCUGCAACUAGGCGAACGACCUGAUCCUCCUGCUCAAGGCACUGUGGGCUUCGAGGUGGGGUUGUACGGGACACAGCGACAGACCAUCAUCAUGGUCGACUGGGAUGGCAACGUGACAUACCGCGAGAGAGCACUGUGGGAUGGCAAUGGCAACGUGAUUGGGAGGGGCCAAGGAGAUGAGGUCUUCAAGUUCAAGAUUGAGGGAUGGGAGAGCUGA
Messenger RNA from Colletotrichum orchidophilum, 1056 nucleotides. RefSeq lists its product as uncharacterized. Lineage: Eukaryota; Fungi; Ascomycota; Sordariomycetes; Glomerellales; Glomerellaceae. The transcript has a single exon. Bases 1 to 1056 code for a protein of 351 amino acids. Gene Ontology annotation, cellular component: Golgi apparatus. Gene Ontology annotation, biological process: Golgi organization; protein secretion. The record is from RefSeq and is a predicted model, not a curated record.